This is a messenger RNA of Neltuma alba, 1187 nucleotides long. RefSeq names its product adenylylsulfatase HINT3. NCBI's taxonomy places the organism in Eukaryota, Viridiplantae, Streptophyta, Magnoliopsida, Fabales, Fabaceae. Gene Ontology annotation, molecular function: adenylylsulfatase activity. Gene Ontology annotation, biological process: purine ribonucleotide metabolic process; sulfur compound metabolic process. The transcript is spliced from 7 exons. The coding region runs from base 301 to 942 and encodes 213 amino acids. The record is from RefSeq and is a predicted model, not a curated record.
UGGAAUUUUCUCCAAUAAAAAUUCUUUUGAAUUAUGGUAGUCAAUGAUCGCCCAAGCCUUCUGCUACGUCAACCCACUCUCGCCUGUGCUGUGCAAUGUGGAUAAGCCAUAGACCAUCCUAACCUCCAAGUUGAAACUAACGGUCAUAAAAAAAAUAGAGAAAGAUCGAAGUUUGUGUGCCUGGUUUUGGUCAUAUUUUUGUCUUCAUUUCAAAUUUAAAAUCGAAACCCUUCCCAGAGCUCACAUGGCGAAGCUUACUCCUUCACCUUCUCCCGUGACAUAAUUCUUUUGAAGCCUUCGAUGGAGGCAAGGAGACUCGCCAUUUUGUGUUCCCAUCUUCGCCCCAUCGGGUUGAGUCCCGAUUAUAGUUCGUCUCACCGUUUGCGGGUUUCGGGUUUGCCUUGUACUUCUUCCUCUUCUGAUCGGGAAAAUCGAUUGCGUGAUACGCAGAAAGAGAAGUUGCAGGAUGAUUGCAUUUUCUGUAAGAUUGUCCGUGGCGAAUCACCCGCUUUCAAGCUGUUUGAAGAUGACUUUUGCGUAUGUAUACUGGACACGAAUCCGCUGAGUCACGGGCACUCUCUCAUAAUCCCCAAAUCUCAUUUUCCGUCAUUAGAUGCUACCCCUUCAUCAGUUGUAGCUGCAAUGUGUUCAAAAGUUCCAUUCCUUAGCAAUGCCAUUAAAAAAGCUACUGGCUGUGAUUCAUUCAACUUGUUGGUAAACAAUGGGAGAGCUGCCGGGCAAGUUAUAUUUCAUACUCAUAUCCAUAUAAUUCCUCGCAAAGCAUAUGAUUGCUUGUGGACGUCUGAGAGUUUGAAGAGGCGUCCCCUGGACUUAGAUGGAGAAGCUUCUCAGUUAGUUGCUCGGGUCCAAGAACAGUUGUUGCCAUCAGAAGACAUCUGUCAUGAUAGCAAAAAUCCAGAUUUUUGUCCGAGUAAAGAUUAGUUGUAUCACUGAGCUGUUGUAACUUGUAACUUCCAAUUUGUCUACAUAUUUGAUUUUUUGUACAGUCAAUCAUAUUUUAUAUAUAAAAAUAGUUUUGAUGAAGGGAAUCUUUAAGUUGAUUAUUAUGUGCUACAAUUAUGCUUGGAUUGAAAAUUUGUGCUUUCCUCUGAAGAUAAAUAGAUUGUCAAUCCGCUUGGCUUUUAAAGAUUUAUAUCUUGAAUUGAAAUUUGAGGAAAUUGGUUGUA